AUGAAAUCAGUCGUGAUUGUUUCACUCGUGAUGUGUUUGAUUUUUGUCCAGACUGUGUAUUCACACAAUCACAAGUCACUUCUCAAGAGGGACACAUCAGAGACUAAUCCAUGGUUGGAGGUCUCACAAACAGGUGGGAAAAUAUAUCAGAAGAUAUAUGAGAAAGUGUAUGCUUAUUUUAAAGAAGAUGAAUUGGGAAACAAAAUUGGAGUUGCCGUUUCAAUUUGUGAGUGA
Trichobilharzia szidati is the source of this 234-nucleotide messenger RNA. The record is from the annotation of a GenBank genome assembly. Lineage: Eukaryota; Metazoa; Platyhelminthes; Trematoda; Strigeidida; Schistosomatidae.